This is a messenger RNA of Pecten maximus, 6231 nucleotides long. RefSeq names its product BRD4-interacting chromatin-remodeling complex-associated protein-like. Lineage: Eukaryota; Metazoa; Mollusca; Bivalvia; Pectinida; Pectinidae. Gene Ontology annotation, cellular component: SWI/SNF complex. Gene Ontology annotation, biological process: positive regulation of DNA-templated transcription. The record is from RefSeq and is a predicted model, not a curated record. The coding region runs from base 205 to 5589 and encodes 1794 amino acids. The transcript is spliced from 13 exons.
CAUGCAUUAGACCACGAUCUAUAUUACUAGGUCAAAGGUUAAAUAUGUCCCUGAUCAACCAAUUGUAAGCCCCUUAGGUCACAGGCAUGUUACAUGACGAUUUUGAGCCAUACCAUAAUGUUUGAUACCUGAUGUGAUGACGCCCACCUUUUCAAAUGAAAUCCUCCGACUCCGAUUUCAAGUUCUUUCUCCCCAAGACAGUGGAUGGUCCUCUCUGACAUGGAUGAUGGGGAAUCUUUCUUAGAUGUUAUAAAUGAGAAUGACUUGUUUGGGAAUGCCAUUGGACCAGAUGAUGAUGGGAAUUCAGGCUUCAACUGGGCAGACGAAUUCCUGUCAACAACAGGAGUUGAUGAUAAUGCAGCAAAUGCACAUGUAGUCCAAAAUGAAACCAUUAGCCCUGUCGAGGUUGCACCACUUUCUAUCCAAAACCAUAUCGCAGUACAGCAGAAUGUUGUCAAUGCUCAGAGUUACCUCCCCCAAAGCUCGGCUGUGCCAGCUCAAGGGGUGCCCCGGUCAGCCUCCCUUGGGGGUAUGCAGAUUGUCCAGGGUGCGACAGGGCUUGUACAACAGGCAACAGCAACUCCACAAACCCCGCAGAUCAACGUGGGACAGCUACAACAAGGGCUAGGCCAGCAGAUUGUGCAGAGCCCUAAUGGACAACUGAUUCUGAAGCCUGGGGGUGGGGGCCAGAUUUUCUUUCAGACCCACCCCCAAAUCCAGUCCCUCCAGACAAGUACCACUCAAGCAUCCAGCCUGCAACAGGUCCCAGGAUCAUCUCAAGUCAUCAACCGUAUUCUUGCACCCAGCCAGAGUCCUGUGUCCACAUCUCCCAUUGUAAGUCGAGCCAUCACUCCAGUGACCUCUUCCCAUGUUGGUCGAUCCCUCACACCCAUCCAGAGUUGGGCGGGUGUGAAUCCUGUCACUAUGGUGACAAAUAAUGCUAACACACCGCAGGUAUUCACAAGGAACAUCCCCCUUCAGUUCAGCAACCCCAAUGCAGGAAUACAGCUACAAGGGCAAUCUGCUGUCCUUCAGCAAGGUCAAGGCACCAUCCUUCAGCAAGGUCAAGGUCAGAGUACAAUACUACAGCCUACACAAGGAAGUAAUACAUUAUUGCAUCAGGGUCAAGGACAAGCAGCAGCAGUGUUACAGGGUCAAGGUCAAAAUAUUGUGAAUACUCAAAAUACUGUGAUUCAAAACCCUAAUGUAGUCAAUUUGAAUGUGGCACAUGUGCUGUGCAAUAACUCACAAUUACAGAACCAGUCUGGAUCCACUGUGCAUCAUAUGGCCCCCAACAUCCAGGGAACAUUAAUACAGACAGCCGAUGGUAAGCAUAUCAUCAUACCCAAUAACAAUGUUCCUCAGACUGUCGGGGGCCAAUCCAUCAACUUUCAGAACUUACCUCAAAUGACCAUCCAGCCCCAGUUGAAUAUUGCACAGAACACUACCAGUGGGUCCAAUAUGGUGUUUGGGAGCACCAGCAACCUUGCUGGAAACUUGGGUAAUGUGAUCAGAGUGGCCACUCAAGGAGGGAGCAAUACACCGACCCCUACUCCAACCCCAGAUAAGACGAAUCAACCCCAGCAACCAUCACAUUACAUCGGGGUCAACCAACAGGGUCAGCAGAUUCUUAUUCAGAGGACCAACAAUACUGCUGGUCAACAGCAAAACAUCAUUCUGCGGACAUUGAAUCCCAACAUUGUGCAAUUGUCACAACAGCAGCAGCAGCAACAGCAACCAUUGCAAACUGCUAGUGGUAUACAAACUACGCCACAAAUUGCUGGUACGCCAGGAACACAGCAAGUGUUAGUGUCAUCACAGGCCCAACCCCAGGCCCAGGGCAUUCAGCUGCAACGCAUUGUCAACACGUCACAGGGGCAGCAAGUGAAAUUCAUCAGCCACGGAGGUGGUCAGGCAGCUGGCAUGCCUCUAACCAUCAAUUGGCAGGGGAUGCAGAAUCCUACUAACAGUGCAAUCCCCACGGCAAUUCAUGUAGUUCCCCAACAACAGGUACCAAAGACGAUUAGUUCUAGUUCUGAUGGAAAUGAUAUGUCUGUACAUCAACAGCCAUCUUCAUCCCAGGUCGGAAUGGUUCUUAAUUCUCAACCCAUUACUGUGAAAUCCGUAUCAAAUCAAAAUCAGCUUAUUCAACAACAGCAUCAGUCGCUAACACAAUCAACAACACCUAGACAGACACUGUAUUCUACGCCAUCAUCUUCUAAGAUCUCCUUGAGCUCUGCCUCAACUACACCUCAGCAGAACACUCACACUUCUGCAUCGCCUCAUCAACUUGUCCAGAAUCUACAAAGUGUGCAGAUCCCUCUGGUGUCGCAGUACUCCGGGGCCUCAGCCACACCAAAUUUGAGCACUGCCAGUACCACUACUGUCACCACCACAGUGACUCAAUCUCGGGUUCCCGUGACAACCACGAGUCAAAGUACCAACCAAGUGAUGUCGUCUGUCCAGCUUCAGCAACUUGUGGCGGGAGCUAGCCAGAAGCAGAAUGUUCUGCAGGCAAGAGAUAGUGCGCCAAAACUGCAGCACACCAUACAGUUAACCCCUGAGGCCCAGACUCAACUACAGCAGAUACAGGACAAUCUCAAAAAGUUAGGUGGGGUUAAAAACCUCAACAAUGGACAGAAAGUGCAGCGUAAACAUUUACUAGAACUUCAGAAGAAAAUCUUAUCUGAAGGACAAAUCAUAAGGCAGACAAUUCAAAACACAGCAACACCUCUUCCUCAGCAAUUAAUUACUCCACAACCACAGCAGUCGGUACAAUUUCAAACCCAGAAUCUGAUUGGACAAAAUGUUCAGUUAAUAGGACAGAGCCAAAAUAUUCAAGCACCACCUCAUCUUGUGAUAGGCCAGCAACUGCCAAAACAAGUCAUAGGUCAAGGGUCAGUGAUUAAACAGGAGGUGGCAUCAUUUCAGGGGUCUGUUAAGGACCCUGCUCAAGGGACCAUGGGAAUAGUGCAAUCACAACAACCACCAACGCAAUUUGUGCAGGCGACAAUAGCGGCACCAGCUACACAAGCUGGAAAUCUAGUCAUCAAAUCUGAAGCAUUGCCAACCUCGUCACUUUCCACAAUGAUAACCUCAUCGCAGGUUUCUCCAUCCGUUUCUGUUUCACUAACCCAACCAACCACAAGUCUUCCUCAGAUAGCCAAACCUAGUGAUGUCAAGGUGGAACAACCGGAUCCAGCUGUCCAGGAUACAAGUCAGUUAGUCACCACGGGAGGUACCCAGGUUCUAAUGAAUCAACUUCCUGUCGGUGCAGUUCAUCCAGGAGUUGUCAUGGCAGCAGCACCUCCUGGCAAAAUGGCAAUAUCAGCUUCUCCUAAAGUGGCGCUCCCCACACCAAUAAAGAUUGGAAAUCACACACUGAACUUGAAUUUGACGGUUGAUCAGAAAGAGAAAGUUCAAGGUUAUCUGUCCAAAAUGACACCUGAGCAACAACAACAGCAGAUCUCUCUCUUCCUGAAGCUCCAGCGCCAACAACAGCUGCAGGCCCAGGUAAAUGCUCAAGUGAAGGCACAGCAGGUUUUGCAGCAGAAACAGACACUGGGCUCAGCUCUGGCAUCAUCUUCCAGUAAACUGCCCAUCACUGUGCAGCAACUUGAAAACAAAGCAACUACUGCCACUAAGCCAGCAGAGAUACCAGCUUUAACCACUCCAGUAUCCACGGUAACCACUUCAGCUAUUCCUGGUUUUCCAUUCGCAGCUAUUCCUAAAAGCCAACUAAUUCAUCAGCAGCUGAGUAAAGACCAGGAUAACGCUCUUAAGCCGGACACAAAGACACCGUUCCGAAGUCGCCGUGAUACAUAUCGCCGAUUACUACGGUACCACGUGUUUCAAUGCAAGUCUCCUCCUGAUGAUCUUAUGGAGAAAGAUCACGAGAUGUUUAAGAGUGUAGCUGCUGGCUUGUUACACAAGAAACAGAAAAUGUUUGACAAAUUCCGUCUCUUACUUCUGAAGGAGAGUAUGAGAAAGAAAAAGACAGCUGAGAUGGUUAUGAUCCAGAGGUUAAUGAAUGAAGACCUGACAGAGACAAUCAAAUCAGAGAAGGAGUUGGUCAAGUCUAACCCAGAUUCAUUUGAAGCAAUGCCACUUAGGUACUUAAAGAAACAAGAAUCAGUGAAAUCAGAAGAUAUGUCUAUGGAUGAACAAGAUGUAUCAGAUAUUUCAAAAGUGAUAAAAUCAGAAAAAAUAAGUGAUAGUGACACAGUGGAAAUAAAAAAGGAGCAAACAAGUCGACCUUGUACUCCAAAGGUCAAACUAGUGAUACGAAGUGAUGGCCAGAAUUUUACCAGCUCACUCGCGGAGGAUGGAAGUAGUGACAGCAAUGAAAGUAGUUACCAUGACAAUGUGAAUAUGGACACAUCAGAAAUAGAACGUCAGAAUUCUAGUAACAGUCGAUCGGAUUCAGACGACAUUUCUAAAAGCUUAUUUGGUGCACCCCACCUAACAAACAUCAAAACUGAACCCGUGAAUGAUGAGAGUGAAUCGAUGGAGAGUGAUCAUUGGUCAGACAGUAAUAAACCGUUCAAGCUUUACCUAGCAUCAGACAAUUCUCCUGUCAGUAACUCGGAUCUAGACACAGGUGGGUAUGGGAACUCUUCCCCUUCUCCUACAUGCAAUGAAAUCACCAUAGGGGAGUAUGAGGUUCAUUCUGGAGCGGUUGGUUCACCGGAUAGAAGUGCUAGGCGGAACAGUGAUUCGCCAUCAUUUGAGAUGAAUGAAGGGUCUGUAAGACACCUCAUCUCCAAUGACAGCAAUUGUGAUAAUAAUGUCAUGGGUUAUCAUUCCAGUGAGAAGCAACAGCUCUGCAUCAAUUCGUUUUCGGAGAAGGACUUGUAUCAUUCCCAUGAUUAUCCACAGCAAUCGGAGAGUUCAGAUAAACAGUCGUUCAAGCCUACAUUUAUGUCUGAUUCCAAGGUGCCAUUCUCCAUAGGAAAAGAAUUGUUUGAUAGAGUUGUUGAUGAUUCGAGUCACUCUAAACAGCAUUUUAGUAAUGAUAAUGAAUUAGACAGUGCUGUCGUUGAUGUGGGUGGGUUCCACCAGUCCCAGUAUGAACCCAUAUCCUCCCCAGAGGUGGACCAUGAUGAAUCCUUUUCCAGCCUUAUCACACAUAAGGUGGACUCUGCCUACACCAUUGGUAUGGGUGAGCACAAGGAUGCACCACACAUCUCCAACUCUGAUAUGCCGUUCAGUGUCCCAGCAUUUUCAUCUGCACAAUUGGAUGUGGAACCGCGGGAGACAGUAGAGGACGACGAAGCCACAACUUUGUAUAGCGAUGAUAGUGAUAAGGAGUCGGAUUCACAACAAGAAUUGUUGAAAGCCCAGAUGGAAAGUGCAAUAAACUCUAUUGUCAGUUUAAAUCAAGACUCCUCCGUUCACUCCCCAUUCUCACUUGAUCAAUCAAACGAGUUCUUCACUCGCCAUAGCUACAUGACCAAUCCCACGACCGAGUCUGAGAGUGACACUCCUGGUCCCAGCACUCCCGCUCGGUCAGUAACCCCCGAAGACGACCCCAAUGAUGUUUCUAUGGACGAUGAUUUGGAGUCUGCUGUGAAUAGUAUUUUGAUGUAAAUAUAGAAUAGCGGUUCAGUGAACCAUGUAAAUUAUUAGUAAUAUGAAGGAUUAUGUCUGUAUUAUCAUGAUACAAUAUUUUUUAAAACAAAUUCUUACUUGUACAUGCAUUACAACAGCUACCACUUUGAUUAGCAUAGAACCUAAAAUUCACCAAAAAUGUCCUUUCUCGGACAGAAAUUUUCUUCUGGCUGAAAAGAAUUUAUGUAGAUAGAAGUUGUGUGACGGUUUAGUGGUUAUACUCAAAAAGCCAUCAUCAUGGUGACAUUGUGUAGGUUAUAGUCAAUGAAACCAUCCACAUCAUUUGUUGACUGGUUUUGUUAAAUGAAAUUCUAUCUAUAUUAAACUCUUAUUUCUGUCCUGUCCAAGGUUCUGUUUCGAGUUGAACAUAAUUUUGGUGAAUUAAAGGGCAUAUCAUCAAUGGCUGUCCAUAUGGCUAACCCUGUAUUUAUGUAGUGCAACAUUUUGUACAUGAUGUACGCAGUACGGCUUGGAACAUGUGCUCACAAUCAAUUGUGUCAAGGUUCUCUUGUAGAGAGGAAUGAAAGGAUAAGAGCUGGGUCAUUGGUCUCCACUUUUAUGCUGGGAAUUUGAACAUGAGAGCUAAGGGCUCCUUCAGUAAAAGAUAUAAUCCACAGUAUU